GUGAUCAGUUCGCUGCAAUCACAGAGGAGGUCAGAUGACUUCACGGCGGAGCCAAUCAUGGCUAGCGGCGGCGAUCUCCGACGUGCACAUCUGUAUACUUUAGUCACCUCGUUCGUCUUCUGUCCACCUUUGUUGAUCCGGUCUCCUUACUUCUGCCAUACCUUUUACGAUUCCCUCUCCUUGUGCUUGCUCUUCUCUUUAUCCCUUGUUUGGCGACAACAGGACUCACCCUCUCGCAAAAACUCCAGCAAGACUCCCCACAAGACUCACCUGUAAACAACCCCCUCCCACCCGUUGAUCCCCCCCUCCUUCCGGCGGAAUUCAACAUGACCACCCGAUAUCGCGUGGAAUAUGCUCUCAAGUCCCACCGGCGGGACCAGCUGAUUGAGUGGAUCAAAGGUCUUCUAGCCGUGCCAUUUGUGCUGCACUCGCAGCCCACCGCGGUUUACCAAGAGCACAGCGAGAACCUCAUCGCGGUCGCCGCGGACACCCACCAACGGUACGCGGAGAUCUUCCGGGAUGUCGAGAAGCUGAUCCGCGACCACAUCACCCACCAGGGGCAGAACGCGCCGGGCAAGUCGAAGCUCAAGCUGCUGGUGCCCACCGUGGGCUCCUUCUUCACGCCGCUGUUCCUGGAAGACGCCUUCACCUACCAGGACAAGCAGCGCUUCAUCAGCCGGCGCCGCUUCGUCGCCCCCUCCUUCAACGACGUGCGGCUCAUUUUAAACUCGGCCCAGCUGCUCGGGCUGGCCCGCACCACGGGGGUGGACCUGGUCACCUUCGAUGGAGACGUGACGCUCUACGACGACGGCGCGUGUCUGACCGACGACAGCCCGGUCAUCGCGCGCAUCAUCCGUCUCCUGCGGGAAGACCGCAAGGUGGGCAUCGUCACGGCGGCCGGGUACACGGAGGCGGCCAAGUACUACGAGCGGCUGCGGGGGCUCCUGGAUGCAAUGCACGCGUCCCCCAACCUGAGCGAGGCGCAGCGGGCCGGACUGGUCGUCAUGGGGGGCGAGAGCAAUUUUCUGUUCCGGUACGACCCGGAGUCGUCGCACAAGCUCACCUACGUGCCGCGCUCGGAGUGGGUGCUGGAGGACAUGAAGUCGUGGCAGGAGGACGACAUCACGGCGCUGCUGGACAUUGCCGAGUCGUCGCUGCGGGCCUGUGCGGCCAACCUGAGCCUGCCGGUGGCGGUGCUGCGCAAGGACCGCGCCGUGGGCGUGUACCCGCUGGAUCGGAGCAAGAUCACGCGCGAGCAGCUCGAGGAGACGGUGCUGGUGGUGCAGAAUACGGUGGAGCGGUCGCCGGUCGGCUCGCGGUUGCCAUUUUGUGCAUUUAACGGGGGUAAUGAUGUCUUUGUGGAUAUCGGCGAUAAGUCGUGGGGUGUGCGGGCGUGUCAGAAGUACUUCGGGGGCAUCGAGCCCGCUCGGACCCUGCACGUGGGCGACCAGUUUUUGUCUGCGGGGGCCAAUGAUUUCAAGGCCCGGUUGGCUUCGACGACGGCGUGGAUUGCCAGUCCGGCGGAGACGGUGCAGCUCCUGGAUGAGCUGCAUGGCUUAUCGCAGUCGCAGUGGUAGUCGCAGUCGCAGUCGCAGUCGCAGUAAGCCGUAUGGCGUUGCAUCUGUUGGCAGUUGUGUUGUUCGUAUGGGCGGGCGCAUAGCGAGUAUACCGGACCCGGAAUCCUAUAAUUAGCAUUGAUCUCGUAUUGCCAGGGACGGCGAUAAGUUUUUUUGUUUGUGAUUGAUUUAUCAGCUGGCGAGAGGAUUCCGGAGAUGCUUUAUAAUCAACAGACUAUCACUAAAAUAAGAUCAACACUAAUGCUG
Molecule: messenger RNA, 1823 nt
Organism: Aspergillus saccharolyticus JOP 1030-1
Lineage: Eukaryota; Fungi; Ascomycota; Eurotiomycetes; Eurotiales; Aspergillaceae
Gene: isn1
Product: IMP 5'-nucleotidase ISN1
Exons: 3
Coding region: 327-1577 (416 amino acids)
Biological process (GO): nicotinamide riboside biosynthetic process; nicotinic acid riboside biosynthetic process; nucleotide metabolic process
Molecular function (GO): magnesium ion binding
Source: RefSeq, a predicted model, not a curated record